Osmerus eperlanus (European smelt) is the source of this 2205-nucleotide messenger RNA. RefSeq names its product solute carrier family 25 member 32-like. Gene Ontology annotation, cellular component: mitochondrion. Gene Ontology annotation, molecular function: folic acid transmembrane transporter activity; FAD transmembrane transporter activity. Gene Ontology annotation, biological process: folate import into mitochondrion; nucleotide transport. The coding region runs from base 264 to 1223 and encodes 319 amino acids. The record is from RefSeq and is a predicted model, not a curated record. The transcript is spliced from 7 exons. Lineage: Eukaryota; Metazoa; Chordata; Actinopteri; Osmeriformes; Osmeridae.
UGAGCUGGGCUCACUGUGCUCCUGUCACAUAGCGGUGGGAAAGGUCGUGCUGUUAGCCUUUGCCAACUGCGUCAAUCCACCACGCCACAUGUUUAAAACGUGGUUCUCUCAGAUGUCGUCAAUAUGAAGUUGUCACCUCUAUUAUUUGCUUACUGGAUCGGGGAAAUCAACCUAUAGUAUACUAGUGGCAUAUGCUGUUGAAUAACACAGCUAGAUAUACAUGUAAAUUGUAGCUAGAUUCUAGCUUGCUAGCUGGCUAGAACAUGAGUCCGGCUCCGAGUGAGAAUCCUGUAACCGGAUCAAGCACACAGCUCUCGUUAACAGGACACAUCCAAAACGUCUUCAGUCAUGUCAAGGUGGAAAAUCUAGCCGCAGGACUUAGCGGGGGAGUCGUGUCAACACUGUUGUUACACCCUCUAGACCUGGUCAAGAUCAGGUUUGCAGUGAGUGAUGGUCUGAAUUUGAGACCCAAAUACGAUGGCAUAAUCCACUGCAUGCGCAGCGUGUUGCAACAAGAAGGAAUUCGCGGCCUGUACCAAGGAGUUACACCUAACAUCUGGGGAGCAGGAGCCUCGUGGGGACUCUACUUCUUCCUUUACAAUGCCAUCAAGGCCUACACCAAGGAGGGUCGUCAGACGGAGCUGACAGCCACAGAGCACCUGCUGUCUGCAGCCCAGGCUGGGAUAAUGACUCUCACACUGACCAACCCUAUCUGGGUGACCAAGACCCGCCUGGUGCUGCAGUAUAGUGCUGACCCCAGCAGGAAGCAGUACAAAGGCAUGGUGGAUGCCCUGGUCCAGAUCUACCGCUAUGAGGGGAUACGUGGGCUGUAUAGGGGAUUCGUUCCGGGGUUGUUUGGUACGUCUCACGGGGCGCUGCAAUUCAUGGCCUACGAGGAGCUAAAGAGGGACUAUAACAAGUACAGGAAUAUGGCCUCAGAAGCAAAGCUGAAUCCCUUGGAGUACAUCACCAUGGCAGCCCUGUCUAAGAUCUUUGCCGUGGCAACCACCUACCCGUACCAGGUGGUGAGGGCCCGUCUGCAGGACCAGCAUAACCAGUACCAGGGGGUUCUGGACGUCGUCAGGAGAACCUGGAGGAAUGAGGGUGCGACGGGCUUCUACAAGGGCAUCGUGCCCAACCUGAUCCGCGUUACGCCUGCCUGCUGCAUCACCUUCGUGGUCUACGAGAACGUCUCGCGCUUCCUCCUUGGGCAGACAAUCUGAGAAUGCCCGUGGGAACGGCUACAGACAGAUAUUUACAGUCCAAGUUACCACGUGCUUUCCUGGACUAGGCCUUAGGCGGUGGAAGAAUGCGUUACUAUGGAGGGGCUGCGCUGUGCUCCGCACUUUGGCUGGUGCUCUCAGUGAAGGAUCCUGGAUCUGUGGUCACAAAGAGUGCUGGACUAGAAGGAUCAUCAGACGUUUGAGAUUUAUUCGGAUUGCAAGAGGCAAUGUCCCAGAUCAGCACUCCUACUCAGAGAGGCCUUCUUAAGAGACACCACUCCUAGACAGCUUUUACUGUCUGCCCUAUGAAUGCAUGCCCUUGCCCUACCAUAUGAGCAAAUCACAAGUACUUCCUGGAAAUGUACAGGAAGUUGAGAAAAACAGUCAAAAACCAACCAAUCCCAGAGGCCUCGGCUGCUCUUUUAGUCACUUGAAUGCUGUGAUGAAUCCACAACUCACAUCUUUUUAUGCCGAUUUUAUUACAAGUUAGAUAACAUAAUUUAUCAUUUUGUGAUGUUUGUCAUUGCUAUAACUGUCAGAGGAGUGUUCCUUACAUCUCCAGUGUGAUAUCUAAGACAGGUAUGUUAUCCUCAGGGUACCAUUGCAUGGGUGUGUGAAUGUUUUGGUUGUUUCUUUUUAAAUUUAAGUUAUUGCCAAUAGCUCAUACAGAAAAUGAAUAAUACUUGAUUUAUUAACAUACUAUAUUAGAAUACGCACAAGAAAUACAGUCCGGUUCAAAGUCUGGCAGGCUUUCAAUACUUUGUUUUAUGACAUCUCUGUCUAAGUGCCAGUGUAGUAAACUUUUAUUUUACAGAUUGAAUGUUAAUGUCUUCCUUUACAGUCCACUGUUAAUGUCUUUCUUUAUAGUCAACAAUUCGAGUGGUGUGUGUGUGAGAAUUGGACAUUUUGAUUUUUUAGUAGCAGUCACUUCUGCUCUUGAUUAUCAUCCUGGUCGGUUGUGUUUCCUGUCUGUUUGGUCUUG